This is a messenger RNA of Pomacea canaliculata, 1623 nucleotides long. RefSeq names its product tubulin alpha-1A chain-like. NCBI's taxonomy places the organism in Eukaryota, Metazoa, Mollusca, Gastropoda, Architaenioglossa, Ampullariidae. Gene Ontology annotation, cellular component: microtubule; cytoplasm. Gene Ontology annotation, biological process: microtubule cytoskeleton organization; mitotic cell cycle. The record is from RefSeq and is a predicted model, not a curated record. Gene Ontology annotation, molecular function: GTP binding; structural constituent of cytoskeleton.
UAAAAGCUUUGGCGUUUGCGCGGCAUACUCAUUCGAUUCGUCACAGGUGACCCAUUGCAGUCCGAGUGAUCGAAGAGAUCUGCCGAUUUUAACAGCAUAAUUAUAUAAAUUUUUAAAAUCUACUUUAUCCAGAAUCUCUAAUUACUAUCAUCAUGCGUGAGUGCAUUUCUGUCCAUGUUGGCCAAGCUGGUGUUCAGAUCGGCAAUGCCUGCUGGGAGCUGUACUGCCUUGAACACGGAAUUCAGCCAGAUGGCCAGAUGCCAUCAGACAAGACAAUCGGUGGUGGAGAUGACUCCUUUAACACUUUCUUCAGUGAGACAGGUGCAGGCAAACAUGUUCCUCGGGCAGUGUUUGUUGACCUAGAGCCUACUGUUGUUGAUGAAGUUCGCUCUGGCACCUACCGUCAGCUAUUUCAUCCUGAACAGCUGAUCACUGGCAAGGAAGAUGCUGCUAACAAUUAUGCACGUGGUCACUAUACUGUUGGCAAGGAGAUAGUUGAUCUGGUUCUGGACCGCAUCCGCAAGUUGGCUGACCAGUGCACAGGUUUGCAGGGCUUUCUCAUCUUCCACUCCUUUGGUGGUGGCACUGGUUCAGGCUUCACCUCUCUUCUGAUGGAGCGUCUGUCUGUGGAUUAUGGCAAGAAAUCCAAACUGGAAUUCUCGAUUUAUCCUGCUCCUCAGGUGUCGACUGCUGUUGUUGAGCCUUACAACUCGAUUUUGACAACACAUACCACCCUUGAGCACUCUGACUGCGCCUUCAUGGUUGAUAAUGAGGCCAUCUAUGACAUCUGUCGCCGUAACCUAGACAUUGAGCGACCCACCUACACCAAUCUAAAUCGUCUGAUUGGCCAGAUUGUCUCCUCAAUCACAGCCUCCCUGCUUGAUGGUGCCCUUAAUGUAGACCUUACUGAGUUCCAGACCAACUUAGUGCCAUACCCCCGCAUCCACUUCCCCUUGGCUACAUAUGCUCCUGUUAUCUCUGCUGAAAAGGCCUACCAUGAGCAGCUGUCUGUGGCUGAAAUAACCAAUGCCUGUUUUGAACCAGCUAACCAGCUGGUGAAGUGUGACCCCCGCCAUGGCAAGUACAUGGCCUGCUGCAUGCUUUAUCGUGGUGAUGUUGUACCUAAGGAUGUCAAUGCUGCAAUUGCCACAAUCAAAACCAAGCGCACAAUUCAGUUUGUGGAUUGGUGUCCUACGGGUUUCAAGGUUGGUAUCAACUAUCAACCCCCAACUGUUGUGCCAGGGGGUGAUUUGGCCAAGGUACAGCGUGCAGUCUGCAUGUUGAGCAACACUACAGCCAUUGCUGAGGCCUGGGCCCGUCUGGAUCACAAGUUUGACCUCAUGUAUGCAAAACGUGCUUUUGUGCACUGGUAUGUUGGUGAGGGCAUGGAGGAAGGCGAAUUUUCUGAGGCACGUGAAGAUCUUGCAGCACUGGAGAAGGACUAUGAAGAAGUUGGCAUCGACUCAGUGGAGGGAGAAGGCGAGCAGGAAGGCGAAGAGUAUUAAAAUCUGAACAACCUGUCAGACCUAACAACUUGAAUAAAGAACUCUUAUUUGCUUUCAAUAACGGCAAUCUCUGGCCAUCCAUGUUUCUGAUGGUGUCUAAUAAAAUUCCUUAAACAAA